Messenger RNA from Eremothecium cymbalariae DBVPG#7215, 2562 nucleotides. It is a transcript of the gene SYG1, whose product is annotated as Syg1p. Lineage: Eukaryota; Fungi; Ascomycota; Saccharomycetes; Saccharomycetales; Saccharomycetaceae. The coding region runs from base 1 to 2562 and encodes 853 amino acids. The transcript has a single exon. Gene Ontology annotation, molecular function: inositol hexakisphosphate binding. Gene Ontology annotation, biological process: phosphate ion transport; cellular response to phosphate starvation. Gene Ontology annotation, cellular component: plasma membrane; cytoplasm; Golgi apparatus. The record is from RefSeq and is a predicted model, not a curated record.
AUGAAGUUUGCUGAGUACCUACGGGAAUCUUCCGUUCCAGAGUGGAGAGAUAAAUAUAUCGAUUACAAGUUGGGUAAGAAAAAGCUCAAACGAUAUAAGGAACGUUUGAGGACGAGUGAUGCUAUAGCAACACAGUUUAAUCAACCUUUGAGAGAUGAGAAUUGUUAUAGUACAAUACAAGAACAGCUGGUCGUUGAGUUUAUCGAUGAUUGGAUAAUUGGAGUAGAAUUGCAGAAAUGUAGUGAGUUUUAUCAGUGGCAGUUAGAUAGCUGUGGCAGUAAAUUUAAUGUUCUACAGCAUCAAAUGCAUAUUUAUGGUACUAAAAAGGAUAAAGGGCUGAGCUACGGGGCAACUAAAGGACUUGAAGAGACGGAAGAAACGUUAGGUGCAUUGCAAGACUCUCCUGAGAGCCCGGAUAGUCCCCUGAGAGGGCGUGCAGCACCAUUGCAGGAACGGAGUAUGAUGGAUAAGUUAGUUCAUCGUUUGCAGGAGCUUGAACUGAUGCCAUCGUUGCCUGCAAAGUAUAGACGUAAUAAUAGUGAGUCCUCAAAUGGUGUACGCUAUGCACAGCAUGAAGAAACUUUUACGGUAAAGGACUUAUCCCCAAGGCAAAUCAAGCAACAGUUGGCAAAUGCAUUGCUUGAGUUUUACGUGUUUAUACAAUUUCUGAAGAAGUAUCGAGAUUUAAAUGUAACAGGGUUCCGGAAGAUAGUUAAAAAGUUUGACAAGACUUGUAAUACAAGUGAAGUCAAAAAGUUUAUGGCAUAUGCGAACGAACAGUUUGCCAUGUUUCAACACUUGGGUCAGAACUUGCGUUUGUAUGCCAAAAAUUUGCAAAAAUCUAAUUCGAUGUCCCAGCCUUCUACCAAAUUAUCUACUUCAUUGGAGAAGGAUCCGCUUACAUACUGGGAAGAGAAUGUUUCUCAAUGGUAUACAGAUGCAUUAUCAGAUUCGACUAGGGAUCGGAAGAGACAUAUGCAGAAGCUAAGAACCUUAUCCCUGCAAUACUCUUUGAACGAAGAAAUUAUUCAUAAGACCAAUAAUUCGAUAAUUUAUAUGUUUUUUGGUGGUACUUACCUUGGAAUGACAACUAUCUUAUUAGCAUAUAUGCUAUAUACUGGUAUCCAUGCUGAAAUUAACAGUUAUAUGCAUAAAAUACUAUUACCUUUAUGGGGAGGAUGGUAUUUAAUAUUUUUUAUGGCGAUUUUAUUUUGCCUAAAUUGUUUUAUCUGGUUUAGAACGAAGAUAAACUAUCGCUUUAUUAUGUUCGGUGAAAUUCAUUCUAGACAUGGAAAUAUGCUCUUCAAUAAUGACUUCUCUACAACGCAAAUACCAGGACAAUUUUAUAUGGCAAAUUUAGCUUUCUUCCUUUGUUGCACAAUUUCGUUGGUUAGCUUUUUAACGCGUAAUCUGAACCCAUGGUUCUCAAUUUGGACAGCGUUAAGUGUCAUCUUACUGUUGUGCCCGUACAAUGUUCUUCCUUAUUGGUCUAUGUUGAAGAAAACUAGGACUUGGCUGACUGUAUCGCUCAUUAGACUGAUAUUCUCCGGAGCAUAUCCGAUUCAGUUUAGAGACUUCUUUAUCGGUGAUAUCGCUUGCUCAUUGACUUACUCCAUUGCUGGUAUUGCCACUAUAAUUUGCGUAUACGUUGGAGAGCCUUAUGGCAUGUGCGGCUCUUCCCAUCUAAAGUCUAUGGGUAUUUUAUCAUGCGUUCCAAGUUACUGGAGAUUAAUGCAGUGCUUCAGAAGAUACUUUGAUUCUAACGACUGGUUUCCACAUUUGUUAAAUGCUGGAAAGUAUAUGAUGAGUAUAUUUUAUAAUAUUACUCUGUGCAUGAACAGAAUCUCACAAAACGAGCCUACUUAUCGUACAUGGUUUGUGAUUAUAGCCAUCAUUAAUUCAGCGUAUACUUCAAUUUGGGAUUUAGUAAUGGAUUGGUCGUUAUUUCAACCUCAAUCUGAGAAUAUGUUUUUAAGGGACGACCUAUAUCUGGCAGGCAAACGUAAUUGGGAAAGCCGACUGUAUUCAAAAUGGCGCAGGUUAAUUUAUUACGUUGCCAUGAUAUUUAAUGUGGCGGCUAGAUUCCAAUGGAUUAUUUAUACUUUGGCCCCUAAGGUAAUACAACAGAGUGCCAUUGCAUCUUUCGGUCUUGCAGCAGUUGAAGUUAUCCGCAGGUUUAUUUGGGUAAUUUUCCGUGUCGAAAAUGAACAUGUCGCCAAUGUUCACUUGUUCAAGAUAACAGGUGAGACCCCACUUCCAUACCCUGUUAGCUCCUCCAAUUAUGAAAAUGAAAUUGGUUUGGAAUUCCUUGGUGAAAGACUCAGUUUGAAGAGGACAAAGACUUCUUUAGAAGAUGCUAUUGGGGUGAACACUUUGGAGAGUCCUCAACCGACACAUAGACGUAUCAAAAAUGCUGCUGUUUUACGUAAGAUUUCAUUAGCACAUGCUAAAGAUUUCCAGAGACCUCCAGUUUCUAAUGACAAGGAUGACGUUGAAGAUUUUGAAGACGAUGACGAUGAAGAUGAAGAAAUUAGGCCUAGAAAUGGACCGAUCGCUGACUAA